This is a messenger RNA of Thelazia callipaeda (thelaziosis nematode), 1251 nucleotides long. Lineage: Eukaryota; Metazoa; Nematoda; Chromadorea; Rhabditida; Thelaziidae. The record is from the annotation of a GenBank genome assembly.
AUGGCUUGGUAUAUUGAAGAGCAAGAAAAAGUCUAUUUGGAUUACAAUGCUACAACGCCAAUUGAUAAAGAAGUUGAACGAGCAAUGAUUAAUGCUUUCCGAAUAUGGGGUAAUCCAAGUAGCAACAACCAUUUCGGCAAAAAAGCAAAGAACGCAAUUGAAGAAGCCCGCGAAGAAAUUGCCAAAUUAUUGCAUGUAUCUUCCAAAGAAGUAUUCUUUACCUCUGGUGGUACCGAGACUAAUAAUUGGGUGAUAUACAAUUGUAUUGAGCAUAAAAAAGCCGUCUGGGGUCGAGAAUACAAACCUCAUGUAAUAACUUCAAUUAUCGAGCAUCCAUCAAUUCUAAAUGCAUUACGCGAUUGGAAAAAGAAACAAGAAAUUGAUUUGACCGAAAUUGGUGUUGAUCCUGUGACCGGUCAAGUAAAUUUGAUUGAUUUGGAAGGAGCAUUUUGCGAUCGAACUUGUUUGGUAACUGUGAUGACGGCAAACAAUGAAACUGGUGUAAUACAACCUGUUGCUGCUGUUGCUGAAAUUGCAAGGAGAUGUGAAGAAAAAUUUGAGGGACGUGUAUUUGUGCAUAGUGACGCAUCUCAGGCAGUUGGUAAAGUGGAUGUCAAUGUUAAUGCUUUGAAUGUUGAUUUCGUUACCGUUACGGGACAUAAAUUUUAUGGACCGCGAAUUGGAGCUUUGGUUAUCAGAGCAGAAAAGAAAGUACCACUUAAAGCUAUGCUUCUUGGUGGUAAUCAGGAGCAAGGCAAACGAGCUGGGACAGAAAACACACCGAUGAUUGUUGGAUUAGGGAAAGCGGCUCAAGUGGCUUUCAGCGGCCUUCAAGAAUUUUCAGAACAUAUGCAAAAAGUACGAAAUUAUUUCGAAAGAAGGCUUAAGGAGACAUUCGAAGAUGGCAUUGUCAUUCACUUCGAAGAAUCUGAUCGUUUACCGAAUACGAGUAGUGUGGCAUUUUUAAGAUAUUCUGGAGAUGCUUCUGAUUUACUUUCCAAAUGCAAAUCAUUUAUUGCAAGUACAGGAGCUGCAUGUCAUGCAGCAACUCAGCAAUGUUCACAAGUGUUGACGGCAAGUGGUAUUCGAUAUGAGGUUGCUCUUCAAACUGUACGAUUUAGUUUUGGUAGAGAAUCAAGGUGUGAUCAAGUCGAUCAAGUUGUAAAUGAACUAAAAGCUAUCAUCUUCAUGAGUAAACAUUGUAGUUCUCUUUUGAAUGCUAUUAAUAAAGGACCGGUUCCAGGUUUUUGA